CACAUUGGAGAGGUUUCUGAUCAACCCGUUGACCGACGAUGUGACUGUGUUUCUUAAAGGUACGGCGACAUGGUUCCCAACACCAUCGCGGGGAAGAUCUUCGGCUCCAUCUGCUCGCUCAGCGGCGUUCUGGUGAUCGCUCUGCCGGUGCCCGUCAUCGUGUCCAAUUUCAGCCGGAUCUACCACCAGAACCAGAGAGCGGACAAGAUGAGAGCGCAGCAGAAAGUGCGCAUGGCUCGGAUCCGCAUGGCGAAGAAAGGAACCGUCAACGCCUUCCUCCAGUACAAAACGGACCGAGCCCUCGGGGUGAGAGACGCGCACACACACACACACACACACGCACACACACACACACACGGCCGAUAGUUUCUCACUAUCGAGCAGGAA
Anarrhichthys ocellatus (wolf-eel) is the source of this 387-nucleotide messenger RNA. RefSeq names its product potassium voltage-gated channel subfamily D member 1-like. Gene Ontology annotation, biological process: potassium ion transmembrane transport; action potential. Gene Ontology annotation, cellular component: postsynaptic membrane; neuronal cell body; dendritic spine. Bases 70 to 366 code for a protein of 98 amino acids. The record is from RefSeq and is a predicted model, not a curated record. Gene Ontology annotation, molecular function: A-type (transient outward) potassium channel activity. The transcript is spliced from 2 exons. NCBI's taxonomy places the organism in Eukaryota, Metazoa, Chordata, Actinopteri, Perciformes, Anarhichadidae.